GAGUUCAGGCAGUCUGGCAAUCCCAUCCUUUUGGCCAAGACUCCUUUUCUGGCAACACGUCUCCCUGUUUCUCAAGAACUCUUCUUUUCCUCCACAUCCAACAGGAUGUUGACCUGGAUCUCUCAGAACAGCUCAUGGAGAGGAAAGACCCUCUGACACAAAAACCACGUCACUGGAGAGGGAGCUGUAAUGUCAGGGAGGGCAUCUGGAAGAUCAAAGUGGGAAUAAACCAAUCACUCCAAGCUGUAUGGCUUUGCAUGGCUGAGUUUUGUUUCCAGCCUUUUGAAGCACAGCUCAUGUUCUUUCCUUAACAAGGAAAGAACUUUUGUGUAAAAUUCAGGAAAUCAAAAAAGCUGGUUCGCGUAAAAUUCAGUAAAUUACAAAAAAAAUCCAGACCAAACACCAUGGGCCUGUGGGGAAAAAACUGGAAUUUAAUUUCUGUACUACAGACCUUUCCCAGAAUAGCCAGGCAUGGGCCAGCGUGAAAUGCAACACCACACAUCUGUGGGGGAUUCUGCCCAGUCCUCCCAGCCUUUUCCAUUUCCAUCAUUUGCCGUGUUUGGAACCUUCCAUGAUGUCAACUCACCAGCAGAGCCCAGAGGGAGCCCUGGGACACUGGGGCUGCCUGGAGUUGGGAGGAAGACACAGAGGAAACCUUGGCCGUGAUUGACAGCGGGGCUGUUUCUGCCACUUCCCUCGCUGUUGUCAAGUAAUAAUGAAGCUUUGUCAGUCCAUCAUGGACAUGGAUAUGCCAGAUUAUGUCGACUCCUUGGACUCCUCUUACACCAUGCUGGAAUUCGACAACCUCCGCGUGCUCCCCAACAACACCGGGAGCUCUGACUGUCCCCAUUCUGUGCCCACAGAGCCCAUCGCAGCCGAGUCAGCAAACCCCAACCUGCUCCCCAACGGGGUCAGCUCCCUGUGCUCCAUCUGUGGGGACAGAGCCACUGGCAAGCACUACGGGGCCUCCAGCUGUGAUGGCUGCAAAGGCUUCUUCAGGAGGAGCGUCCGCAAGAACCACGUCUACUCCUGCAGGUUCAACCGACAGUGUGUGAUAGACAAAGACAAGAGGAACCAGUGCAGGUACUGCAGGCUGAAGAAAUGCUUCAGAGCUGGCAUGAAGAAAGAAGGNGUGCAGAACGAGCGUGACAGGAUCAGCAUCCGCAGGAGCAGCUAUGAGGACAAUGGCUCUCUGUCCAUCAACAUCCUCACCCAGGCUGAGGCCAUGGCACAGCAGUAUUUACCCCUGAGCCCCGUGCACAGCGCAGACAUUGCCAUGAAGAAGAUUGCCACCAUCAACGACGUGUGUGAAUCCAUGAAACAGCAGCUCCUGGUGCUGGUGGAAUGGGCAAAAUACAUCCCAGCCUUCUGUGAGCUCCCCCUCGACGACCAGGUUGCCUUGCUCAGAGCUCACGCAGGGGAACAUCUGCUCCUUGGGGUGGCCAAGAGGUCCAUACCAUACACUGAUUUCCUGCUGUUAGGGAAUGAUUUCAUCAUCCCAAUGCACUGCCCAGAGCUGGAAAUCGCUCGUGUGGCCACCAGAAUCUUGGACGAGUUGGUGAAGCCCCUGCGGGACAUCCAGAUCGACGACAACGAGUACGCCUGCCUGAAAGCCAUCAUCUUCUUUGACCCAGACUGCAGAGGGCUGAGCGAGCCGGGCAAGGUGAAGAACAUGCGCUUCCAGGUGCAGGUGAACCUGGAGGAUUACAUCAACGACCGCCAGUACGACUCGCGGGGCCGCUUCAGCGACAUCCUGCUGCUGCUGCCGCCCCUGCAGAGCAUCACCUGGCAGAUGAUCGAGCAGGUGCAGUUUGUGAAGCUCUUUGGAGUGGCCAGGAUCGACAGCUUGCUGCAGGAGAUGCUGCUGGGAGGAACCUCUGCUGAUCUCCAGUACCAGUCAGCACCUCCCAACCUCAACCAGAAUCACUGCCUGGAACCACUGCCAGGACAUGUCCUGCAAAGCAACAUGACCUCUGUGAUCCACACUGCUCCAGACCCCUCUCCUGAGACAUCCCUUCCAUCUCCCUCUGCCAGCACAGGCAGUGAAGACUAUAAGCUAGGCUCUAGUGCAGGGCCCAGCACCGUGGUGCAGCUGCUGCCUCACACAGCCAUGUCCAAGCAGGAGAUUUGAUAGGGAGAGGAGGAAGGAGGAGCUGGGAGCUCGGUGGGAUCCGUGCUGACAGUGAACAGGGCCCUUUCUCUUUGCAGAGCCCAAGCACAGC
Messenger RNA from Zonotrichia albicollis (white-throated sparrow), 2222 nucleotides. The record is from RefSeq and is a predicted model, not a curated record. NCBI's taxonomy places the organism in Eukaryota, Metazoa, Chordata, Aves, Passeriformes, Passerellidae.